UGUGGACAUGACGUUUACAAUGACAGUCAGUGUUCUAUGUUUAUGGAUGUAUUGAAUUGGUGUUUUAAUUGAUUUAUUAAUUAUUUCUGUUUUCCCGACUAUCUCCGCAUUGAACUUAUUACUGUUAUUAUAAUAGUUUUUUAAUUAAAAAGGAAAAAUUGCUUCUAACGCCAAAAUGACCAAAAGACAUGCGGAGGAAGCGCUUGCUUCCUCCAGCGGUCAGCCGCCUAUAAAAAAAAUACACUUUGAGCCCCAUUUGAUCGGGCCGGUAUCCACUCUGGAAGAAAUGGACAUAAAAGUUUUACAGUAUCAAAACAAAAAAUUAGCUCAAAAAAUAGAGCAAAGACAUAGGACUGAACAGGAAUUGAGACAGAGAAUUGAACAAUUGGAAAAAAGACAAACUCAAGAUGAUGCUAUGUUGAAUGUCGUAAAUCGAUAUUGGAAUCAACUCAAUGAAGAUAUACGAAUACUUUUACAAAGAUUUGAUGCCGAAACAGCUGAUGAAUCGGAAAAUAAAAACGAAAAUGAAGCAACUACUUCUUUUUUGAUGCAGUUAUCAACUUGGGAUAAAGAUGAACUGAAUGAUAAGUUAGCAAAUAGGGUUCAAGUUUCAAGAAGAGCUGUAGCUAAAGUCAUACAAGCCUUUGACAGACUUAUGCAAAGAAACGAAAAAAUAACAUUGGCUCUGAAAGGAGAGUUGGAAGGACAGGAUGCCCCAAGCGUUGAUGAGACCAUUAGACAAGCAAAUAUUGAACUACAAGCAGAAAACAGAAAUCUUCAAGCUUUACAUACAACCCUGCAUGAAAAAUAUCAUUUAAACAGUCUGAAAGUUGCUGAGUUACAAGACUCAGUUACGGCUAGGGAAACAGAAAUAGCUGAAUUGAAAAAUCAGAUUGACGAUUUACAAUAUGAGUUCGACAAGGUACGCAACAGAAAUGACAAACUUGAAACCCACUUGGCUGAAGCUAUAGAGAAACUUAAAACCUACAACCAACUCCACGGUGAUCCCGAUAAAAAUGCACAGCAAAAACCUGUGGUACAAACGAGUCUUUCCCAAGCUAAACUCGAGGAUUUGAUGAAGGAGGUGGAAGAAUUAAAAGAACUAUCGAAUAAUAGACUUCAGGAACUCGAUAAGUUGCAUAUGACACAUAGGGAGACUCUCAAAGAAGUUGAAAAACUCAAAAUGGAUAUCCGUCAACUCCCUGAAAGUGUUAUUGUUGAAACAACCGAGUACAAAUGUCUUCAAUCUCAAUUUUCCGUGUUGUAUAAUGAGUCUAUGCAGCUGAAAACUCAAUUGGAUGAAGCUAGACAGCAAUUACAGCAAACUAAAAACGCCAAUGCCAGAAAUAUAGAACUAAUGGAGAGCGACGAACUAAUGUCUCAGAAGAAGCUGCGCCAAGAAGUGAUGCAGUUAGAAGAUUUUCUUGCACAAAUAAGAAAGGAGUAUGAAAUGCUUCGAAUAGAGUUCGAACAGAAUCUUGCUGCCAAUGAACAAACUGGUCCAAUCAAUAGAGAAAUGAGGCAUUUAAUAACGUCACUACAAAAUAAUACACAGCAGUUAAAAGGUGAAGUGCAUAGAUACAAAAGGAAAUAUAAAGAAGCUAAUGCGGAAAUUCCAAAAUUGAAAAAAGAAAUAGAAGAAUUGCAAGCCAAAAUAACUCAAUUAGAAUCAAACCAAGAUUCCAAAGAAAAUAUAAAGCAAGAAAUCAAGGAAGAAGACCAAGGUACAUCGGAGGGAAUUCAAAUCAAAGAAGAAGGUUCCACCACUCCGACAAUCAAAAAGGAAGAGGAAGAUACAGAAAUGACUGAAGAAACCGAUGCUGACAAGGAUAAAGCAGGAGGAUCUCCAUCUUGGAAAAAAGAUGGGAACAAACCUGCCCAAGGCGCUGUGAAAAAAGAUCCUGUAAAGACGGAGAAAGACCAUAGGGAGGCGCAAAGAGCCAAAGAACAGAAAAUAAUGGAAAAUGAGAUAAUAAGAGACUUGAAGAAUCAGUUAAAGAAAGCUUUGAACGAGCAGAAAGAAAUGAAGCUGCUUUUGGACAUGUACAAAGGCGUCAGCAAAGAACAGAGGGACAAGGUGCAGCUGAUGGCAUCGGAGAAGAAACUAAGAAUGGAAGUCGAAGAUCUCAGACAGCAAAUCAAAAAAAUCCAGCAAAUAUUUUUGUUGCAGGAUAGUAAGAGGGAUGAUAAGAGGAAAAUGGCAGAGGAUGAAGCCUUGAAAAAGAUAAAACAGUUGGAAGAGCAAAAGUAUGAGCUACAAAAGCAAGUGGCAAAUCAAAAGCCCGCCGAUGGCAAUUGGGGUAAUGUUUUACAUCAGAUGAGGCCGUUCGUUGGUUCACAGGAAGAAGAAGCACUUCUUAACGAAAUGGAAGUCACUGGACAGGCUUUCGAAGACAUGCAGGAGCAAAAUUCGAGGUUGAUUCAACAACUAAGAGAAAAGGAUGAUGCCAACUUUAAACUUAUGUCCGAGAGGAUUAAAUCUAACCAGUUGCAUAAGUUGGCUAGGGAAGAAAAAGAUGUCUUGAAGGAGCAAGUGCAAACUUUAACGACACAAGUAGAUGCAGCUAAUAUUGUUGUACGUAAACUAGAAGAAAAGGAGAGGAUUCUGCAAAAUACUUUGGCUACAGUUGAGAAGGAAUUGUCUCUUAGGCAACAAGCUAUGGAAAUGCACAAGAGGAAAGCAAUAGAAUCUGCGCAAAGUGCUGCUGACUUGAAACUUCACUUGGAAAAAUACCAUUCACAGAUGAAAGAAGCUCAGCAAGUGGUAGCGGAAAAAACAAGUUCCUUAGAAGCCGAGGCUUAUAAGACGAAAAGACUGCAAGAAGAAAUAGCCCAAUUGAAACGGAAGGCGGAGAGGAUGAAGAAGAUGGAAAUAUCGGGUACAACUCUCGAUGAAGUUAUGAUGGAAGAAAUAAGAGAAUACAAAGAGACGCUUACUUGUCCAUCCUGUAAGGUCAAGAGGAAAGAUGCUGUUCUUUCGAAAUGCUUCCACGUUUUCUGUUAUGACUGUCUUAAAACCAGAUACGAGACCAGGCAAAGAAAAUGUCCGAAAUGUAAUUGUGCCUUUGGUGCAAAUGAUUAUCAUAGAUUGUAUUUAUCUAAUUAAUUAGGUGGAAAUAUUUUUAUUUUAACCGUGUAAAAUGUAUGAUUUUUUAAAUCUUGAUGGAGAUAUGAAUAUAAGCUUUAGUUGUU
Molecule: messenger RNA, 3192 nt
Organism: Harmonia axyridis
Lineage: Eukaryota; Metazoa; Arthropoda; Insecta; Coleoptera; Coccinellidae
Gene: Bre1
Product: E3 ubiquitin-protein ligase Bre1
Exons: 14
Coding region: 176-3106 (976 amino acids)
Cellular component (GO): nucleus; HULC complex
Molecular function (GO): ubiquitin protein ligase activity; metal ion binding
Source: RefSeq, a predicted model, not a curated record